This is a messenger RNA of Varanus komodoensis (Komodo dragon), 3677 nucleotides long. It is a transcript of the gene FBXO33, whose product is annotated as F-box protein 33. Lineage: Eukaryota; Metazoa; Chordata; Lepidosauria; Squamata; Varanidae. Gene Ontology annotation, molecular function: protein binding. Gene Ontology annotation, biological process: positive regulation of protein ubiquitination; SCF-dependent proteasomal ubiquitin-dependent protein catabolic process. Gene Ontology annotation, cellular component: SCF ubiquitin ligase complex. The record is from RefSeq and is a predicted model, not a curated record.
AUGCUGAAUCAUAAAAAGCAGCCGUGCCCUCCACCCCCGCCGAUAGAGCACGUGAGCCGGAGGGGAGGCCGGGGCCGGGGCCGGGGCCGGGGCUGCGGCCGCCGGCGGCUGGGCCGGCGAUCGUCGGUGUGCGGGGGGUCGGUGGGCGCCGGCUCCCUGCCCAGCGAGCUGGUGGUUCACAUCUUCUCGUUCCUGGCGGCCCCGGACCGGCUGCGGGCCUCGGCCGCCUGCUCGCACUGGCGCGAGUGCCUCUUCUACCCGGCCCUGUGGCCCCGGCUGCGCCUCAGUUUGCGCGUCUGCCCGGCCGAGCGCCCGCGCCUCGACUUCCUCAUGCGCAAGUGCGGCUGGUUCGUGCGCGAGCUCCGUGUCCAGUUCGCCGCCGACAACUACCCCAGCGGCGGCGGCGGCGGCGGCGGCGGCGGAGGAGGCGUCAGCGGGGUCUGCGAAGAAGCGACGGCCGCGGCGGCGGCGGCGGCGGAGGGAGAAGCGCCGCUCUGUCCUCGUUGGCUGGAGCUGCUGAGGACCUACUUGGAGCUUGUGCUGUGCGUGUUAAACAGCGUCCGCAACAACAGGAAUCUUCAGAAAUUAAGUCUCUUUGGUGAUAUAAGCAUUCUACAACAACAUGGAAGUAUAUCAAACACAUACCUCAGCAAAGUGGAUCCAGAUGGAAAAAAGAUUAAGCAAAUACAGCAGCUCUUUGAAGAAAUAUUGGGUAACAGCAGGCAACUGAAAUGGCUGUCAUGUGGGUUUAUGCUUCAGAUUGUAACACCCACAUCAUUGUCAUCUCUCUCAAAUCCUAUUGCCAACACAAUGGAACACCUGAGUUUACUGGACAACCACAUCCCUGGUAAUACCACUCUUAUCACUGCAGUUGAAUUGGAGCGCUUUGUCAGUCUUCGCUCCCUCGCCUUGGAUUUCUGUGAUUUUACAGCAGAAAUGGCAAGAGUCUUGGCUGACAGCAACCAUGUGCCUUUGCAUCGACUGUCUCUUCUGGUUCACAAUAUUUCUGUAAUGCACAAGUCCUUGGAGAACAUGCCAGAAGAUGAGGAUUGGAAGGCACUGACACGCAACAGCACUAAUCUUCGGGUCUAUAUAAUGGCUUUUGAUAUCAAGAGCGAUGACAUGUUAAGGAUUCUUAAGCCCAGUAUCCCACUGGAGAGGAUUCACUUUGAUAGCUACAUCACUUGCGUUUCAGGAGCUGUUGUUGAUCUCAUAUCUAGGCAGUAUGAUAAGUUUCUCACUCACUUCAUACUAAUGAAUGAUGUGAUAGAUAUGUCUGGCUUCCCAGAUCUCAGCGACAACCGGACAGAAGACCCAUUGGUUUUACUGGCCUGGAGGUGCACGAGGCUCUCCCUUCUGGCAGUCCAUGGAUAUACUGUUUGGGCUCACAACCUGAUUGCAAUUGCUCGUCUUCGUGGCUCUGAUUUGAAAGUGCUUGAAGUCACAGAGGAAAGCAUUGAUUUUGACCAAGGUGAACUGGCUGAUCAGGAUGUGGAUCCAGUACAUAAUCUCAUUGAGCAGGUAUCCCUUGGAUUGGGUCGACCUUGGCAUGCAGUCAUGGACAUAGAAUUACUCAGUGUCUUUACUGAGCCAACUCGUCAUUUUUACAGAGAAAUGCAAAGCUUCAGUGAAGGCAUUUAGCUCUCUUUAUUUACAGUUCCUGUGGUUACAUAUGCAAGUAGGGUCCUAUUAUGUUUUUCAGUAGUGUGAAUUAACCCCUCUUGUGCUGUGUUUAAUCAGUAUUAGCUAUAUAGAAUUAUAUAUGUAUAUUCUACUUCUUGAUCAAAGAACGUAGUCGGGUAUUGGUUUAGAAGCUGAAAGUGGCAACGUUUAGGGCUUUCACGGUUAAUGGACUUGUCUACAAAAACAAAACAAAACUCAGAUGUGGCUGAAGGUUGUCUGAGGUUGCCGGCUAACUUUCUUUUUGUACUGAGUAACUCUGCAACUUCACUGAUUUUACUAUUGUCGGAGUUUUUGUGCUCAGGAGCCAAAACUGUUUUUCCUACCCAUAGCCCAGUAGUUUUGAACACAGUCAUUGUCAUGUAAACUGGUAGCAUGCUACUUAUGCUUUUUAAAAAAUCAGGACUAUCAAUACCAUUUACUGUAUACCUUUGCUUUGAUUUCAUGUACAAUAUCUGAAGCAUGAAAUAUUGCCACGCUGCAAUCUCCUAAAAUAUGAAGCAGUAGUCUCUUGCACUGUGUAGCUCUUUCAGAUGUUUCCUUGACUCUGAAAGCUAUAAGUUGUAGUUUCAUUGUAAAUGAAUUAUAGCUUCUUUUUCUCGUGGUCUGUCAGCUUCUCCAUACAAGUUAGCUUUGGGCCCAGAUUUAAAAAGAAAUGUUGUCUAUACACUCCGAUGGGGUAAAACCAUAAUUUAGAUAUAAAUUUAUAAGUCUACUUUGCUUGCAAACAUUAGUCGUGAAAUCCCUAGCAACUAAGUCACUGGAUUUUCUCUGUCAGCGCCUGUGUCAGCUGCCAAAGAAUAGAUUAAAAUGAAGAAGUGCCCACAUGCUGGCAGGGGCAGGCCAAAUUUUGGCCAGCCAGAUACUGCUAGAUUGUUAUAUAUAAGGUCGAAUUUCGACCUGUGGUACACAGCUGUGCUGUGGCUCAGUCAGCAACCUCAGAACUCUUAAACAUGCACCUGUUUCACUGUGAAUAGUGAAUGUAAAGGAAGGAAAGGAAAACAGAUACAAGCCUUGUUCUAUCACAGGUAUGAGCUGCUAUGAUGCAUGAAGAACAUUCCAUGAAGUAUGUUUUAAAAUCUUGUUAUAUCUGAGAGGCUUUAAAAGCCGAUUUAAACUGUUUCAGGGCAACCGCGGUACAGACGUGGUCUCUGUGAGACUUCCACCUGACCCAAGUUUUAAGUGGUACGAAUGUUGUGCAUUUAAUGUUAAAGGACAGUCUGCAAUAAUAAAGUAAGUGGCCAACGUGGGUGCCCAGCAGUGCUGAGACCUGGCUGCCAUAUUGUAAGCUUUGGAAAACACAAUUUAUGCAACAGAUGUCCAGAUAUGAUUCUAUUUAUGGAAAAGUUUAUAUGUGUUUUACAAAUGGUUUUACCAUCUUAUAUUAAAAUGACCUUUUGACAGGUGUGCGCUGUUUUGUCUCCAGUGAGCACAUACCAUGCGGAUUUUAUAUGUACAUCAGUAGAGUGAAUCCACUGGCACAGUGUGUGUAUAUGCCAGAUGUGGUGAGAUUUUAUCUUAUGUGAUCAGACUAAAGUAUCUCCUGACAGAAAAUGUAAGGAAACCAGCUGAGUGUUUGAUUUGAUGACUGAUGUUGUAUGGUUUAUGUUAAAUGUAUAUUCUUUUAAUCAAUGAAUAAAGCAUUAAAAUUAAGCAUUGUAAAAUAGUUUAUUAUAUCAGUGCAAUAGUUUUAGUGGCAGACAAAUCACCCUUUUUGUUGUAAACUGCUUAACUCCAAAAGCCUUGAAUUCUGAAAUAAGUCAGAUAGGAAUUUCCUUUUGAGCAUUUUAGGAAAAAAGAAAAUGAGCAAAGGACCAGACCAGCUAGUUCAAUUUGAUAUUGCUUAGUUAGACUGAUGAAAUAAAAUCUUUUAAGUGUUGAAUCCAGAAAUACUGAAAAUCUCUCACAAUAAUAGCUGAUACCAAAAUCAAAUGUGUUCUAAAAAAAACUGUGUUCUUAUAUCCAUGUCCCACUAUUAAAUAGACUGUGAACACCUA